This is a messenger RNA of Hibiscus syriacus, 791 nucleotides long. RefSeq names its product lipid phosphate phosphatase epsilon 2, chloroplastic-like. Bases 79 to 753 code for a protein of 224 amino acids. The transcript has 3 exons. Gene Ontology annotation, molecular function: dolichyldiphosphatase activity. Gene Ontology annotation, cellular component: endoplasmic reticulum membrane; intracellular membrane-bounded organelle. The record is from RefSeq and is a predicted model, not a curated record. NCBI's taxonomy places the organism in Eukaryota, Viridiplantae, Streptophyta, Magnoliopsida, Malvales, Malvaceae. Gene Ontology annotation, biological process: lipid biosynthetic process; protein N-linked glycosylation.
UCCCACAAAUUUCAUUAAAUAAAACCAUGCUUCUAAUCUACACUUGUAAUUCAUUUCCUUUCAUCGUCGCCCAAAAACAUGUUUUCCAUUUCAACUCCUUUCCAGCCCCUGCUCUUUAAAUUCAAGCGUAAUUCUUCACCCAAACAUUAUAAAACCUUUGACCCGGAAAUUUCCCUUUGUCUCCGAACCCGGAAAACUAGUUUUCUUGGAGGGAUCUUGACCCCAAAAAUUGGGUUACAGGAUCGUCCAAGAACUAUGGUUCAAACUUCGGUGUUGAAGGACUCCGGGGACGGAGACGAUGCUAUUCAAGUGAUCAAAGUUGAACAAGAAGGUCUCAUCGAUGGAUCAAUACGGGUCCAAAGUUUAGAGCCCACUUUGAAUCGUCUGAGCGAGUGGUUGGUGGCGGCUUUGUUCGGAGGGGUGAUACUUUGGAGGCACAACGCUGAGGCUUUAUGGAUGGCGAUGGGUUCGAUUGUGAACGCGAUGCUCUCAGUUGCGCUGAAACAUGUGCUGAACCAGGAGUGGCCUAUGGCCGGGCUUAAGUCCGACCCGGGGAUGCCAUCAUCUCAUGCCCAAUCCAUUUUCUUCAUUGUCGUCUUUGCUAUAGCUUUAAUUUUGGAAUGGCUGGGAGUUAAUGAACUUUCUGUGAGCAUCUCCGUUCUGGCUCUGGCAUUCGGUUCAUAUUUUGUGGGUGCACACAUCCUUGGAAUUAGAGGGAUGAAGAAAGUGUUUGAUAAAAUGUGUGAGAAAUAAUAUGCAAAAAUUAAACAAAUGAAAGACUUAGCUUGGUG